UGGUACAGAUUACAUCGGGCAAGGAUAACAGCCGCACAUGGCGCCCAAGAGAAAGGGAAGAACUAGCUUUGGCAAGUGCGCGUGCCUUGUCAUUAUGUUGACGCUUCUCAUGGAUAAACUUCAGGUCUCGGAAUAAGGUCUGCUGGGCUGUGAUCUCCCUCAAGAUAGUGACAUAGUGACACGGAACGCCUGCUUCAAUAUUGGCCACCACUUCACUGCAAUCCGAAGCAACGCAAACUGAAUCCACAUGCAAGUCCAUUUGUUGUUGUCCAGGCCCAGUCAUCUUCUGAGCCCAUCGCACGUGACGGCCCAGCCUUAUCUUCUCUUGGACCGGCCGUCGUCCUCUACGAGUCCGUCGCCGCUCGGAGUGCCGUGCAGAGGCUGCCGAGGAAGCGACAGCCGAUGAAGGACCCGCGACGGUGGCGGCGGCGGAGCUAUCCCUUCCCUCUCGCGCCUCCUUUCGGCUUAAGUUUGAAACGUAGGCAUCAUGGGGCUGCUGCCGCUCGACGCCUCGACCGCCUCAUGUCCAAUCUCGUGGUAUGGUCCUCUCUCCCUCCGAGCUCCGAUCCCCUUCUCGUCCUCGCCGCUGGGAGACAGAAAGCCUGAGGUACUGAAAUCAUAACUGUCAAACAGAGCGGCAUUCAGUGCCAAAACUUGCAGAGCUACGCCAUAAGAUUUUGUUGCUAAAUGGUGGUUCGUCAAAUAACUUUUGCAUCGAUACGCUGUGCAGACCCCGGGAAAGAUGUUCCAUCGUGUAUUUCAUCAGAGUGUUGCCAGAUCUGGUACUCGUAAAACAUCUUCUCCCUCACCACGUUUCUACUCGUGGUCCUGAACUAACGUUUGAUUUUUAGUCGUAGCCAUUCAAUGUUUGAUUUUUAGUUCCAGCCCAUUCAACGAUGAGGUUGCUUUCACGUUGGAUAUGUGGCUCUGAAAGUAUCCCCACAAAGAAAAGAUGUGGCCCAGGCUUUGGCCACCCGCGAUGUAAAUAUUUUUGCCAAAGAAAAAAGACCACAUCCCAGCACAUCUAUCGUCUGAGCUCAAUCCCCAUCUCGGGCAACCUCCCCUACUGAAUCACCGCCUCCAGCUAUAUAUCUAUGCUCCAGACCGGUCUGAAUCGGCAUCCACGGUGGUCGAUUGACGCCGGCGAAGGCUGCACGGGUGGUCCAGAGGGAUACAUAAGGGAAGUAGCCGACUCUUGUGCUCCAAGAGGAAGCAGGAGACGGCGCAGCGACACCACGGUUCCUCUCCUCGAGAUUUCUUCGUCGUCUCAAGUCCAUGGCCUCCCUGCAUUGAAGAAGCCAAGAACCUGAUGCUGCUGCAUGCAUGCCUAACUUAUCAAGAGUAAUGCUCUUCAUAUCAUGGCAACUAAAUACUGGACUACUAGUAUCACCAGGCAACAACUCUGCUAUCUUCUCUUCAGUUGUUCUCAACGAGUAUAAGUAUCAACCCUCCACAUCCGGAACAGGGCCCUUCUUCGAGCAUAUAUAAGCACAACAAAUGAUCAUGCAGAAUUUGAACAUGCUGAGUUCCAUCGUUUUCCUACUUGUCUUCCCUAUCCUGCCCAUGGUUGUCGCCUACCCCUCCACUGCAGCUCCCUCAAAUCUCUGGAAAAUAUCUAGUAUGCAAACCAGAGUAGCCAUGUCAGGAAAUCCCAGUGCCCUUGUCAUUCUUGAGAGUGUCAGCACCUCAUACCGACUUCUUUUUGGCUUCUACACCAUGGACGGCAAUGCAUUCACUCUCUCUGUCUUGCUCAUGGGAGCCCAGCCUCCGGCCAUCUGGUCUGCUAACCCUGGUGAUCCCGUAAGCCAGGAUGCCAUGUUGAACUUCACCAGCGAUGGGAAUAUGCUGCUCAGCGACGGGGAUGGCACCGUUAUCUGGUCAACAGCCACAAAGAGCAGGUCAGUUGCAGGCUUGCGGCUAGAUGUUUCAGGAAACCUUGUGUUGUUUGAUCAGAAAAAUUCCUCUGUUUGGCAGUCGUUUCACCACCCAACAGAUACAUUGGUCCUGGGACAAUCGCUCUGCAGGGGCAUGAACAUAAGUGUAAAACCCUCCAAAACAAAAUGGCCAUCUGCUCGGAUUUAUCUUUCUGCAGAGUUUGGUGGACUGCAGUAUUCAUCUCAACCAGCAAACUAUUCACAAUCGUUCACUGAAGUUGCUAGCACCAAAUCAGACUGUUAUGCAUUUGUCAAUGGCAGCUUUGGGUUCCCAAAUCAGGUUUUCUGGCUGCCGCAAGCAAGAUCAUUGCAAUACAUGCGGUUAGAGUCCGAUGGACAUUUGAGGCUUUACGAGAUGCAGGGCUACUCUAGCCCGCGGCUUCGGUUUGAUGUAUUAAGCCUAGCCAUGAAAUUUUGUGACUACCCAUUCGCAUGCGGUGAUUAUGGUGUUUGCAGUGAUGGGCAGUGCUCUUGCCCUAGUUUGAGCUACUUUAGGUCAAACAAUGAACGUCAUCCAGAUGCUGGUUGCACACUCUUAACCACCAUCUCCUGCAACCGUGCGCACUACCAUCAGUUGCUACCACUCGGCAACGUUUCUUACUUCAGUGACAACAUGUUCCGGAAAUUGGCCAUUUCAAGUUCCUCAGAAGAGGUCUGCAAGCAAGCUUGCUUAAUAGAUUGUGCUUGCAGAGUUGCCAUUUUCCAGUAUUACGGAUCGAAUCAUUACAGUAAUGGUGGUAACUGCUUGUUGUUAUCAGAGGAAAAACUAAUUUCGCUGGCAGAAGGUUCGUCCGAUGGACUUUCAGCAUACAUCAAGAUACAAGGCACACGAUCAAUCAAAAAAAGGAUCACAGCUAUAGUUUGUUCAGUAAUUGCAGGUUUGUCUGCAUUAGGAAUCUUGUUCUCCGCCAUCAUAUGGAAAAUGUGCAAGAAAGAGGAAGAACAGCUCUUUGAUAGCAUACCCGGGACACCAAAGCGUUUCUCCUUUCACGAGUUGAAGGUAGCUACCAGCAACUUCUCUGUGAAGCUUGGAAGUGGUGGAUUUGGGUCAGUCUUCAAAGGAAAGAUAGGCAGGGAAACAAUCGCAGUCAAACGUUUGGAAAGUGUUCAGCAAGGAACCGAGGAGUUCUUAGCAGAGGUCAUGACAAUUGGGAGAAUGCAUGACCAUAAUCUUGUCAGGUUGAUAGGAUUUUGUGCAGAGAAGUCGCACAGGCUUCUUGUCUACGAGUACCUGUGCAACGGUUCAUUGGAUAAGUGGAUCUUUCAUGCAUGUUCAGUUUUCACUUUGUCAUGGAAAACUAGACGUAACAUCAUAAUUUCCAUAGCCAGAGGUUUGUCCUACCUCCAUGAAGAAUGCAAGGAAAAGAUCGCCCACUUGGACAUAAAGCCACAGAAUAUUCUCCUUGAUGAUAGGUUCAUCGCAAAGCUUUCUGAUUUUGGACUGUCCAAAAUGAUAAACUGGGACCAGAGCAAAAUUAUGACUCGGAUGCGAGGCACCCGUGGAUAUCUAGCUCCCGAAUGGCUUGGCUCAAAAAUCACUGAGAAGGCUGAUAUCUACAGCUUUGGUAUUGUAGUGGUGGAAAUCCUUUGUGGCCGAGAGAAUUUGGACGAAUCGCUGCCCGAGGAAAGCAUUCACCUGAUAAGUCUGCUCGAAGAAAAGGCAAGAUCUGGUCACCUGCUCGACUUAGUGGACAGUGGCAGCAAUGAUAUGCAAUGUCAUAUGGAGGAGGUCAUGGAAGCGAUGAGGCUUGCAAUGUGGUGCUUACAGGUUGACAGCAGCAGAAGGCCCUUGAUGUCAACGGUCGCAAAGGUGUUGGAAGGCGUGACGAGCUUGGAGGCUGCACCUGACUACAGCUUUGUCCCUAGUUUUGCAUCAAAUGGUGCUAGUAGUGCAGGGCCAACUUCUUCCUAUGUGCCAUCGGAAUCACAUUUAUCAGGGCCUAGAUGAAAGCUUACUUCAGCUUUCCAUAUCUGACUAUGAGGAUAGCUUUUGCUGUUUUGCAUCCUUCCAUUCUGCCAGAAAUCUUUUGUAAACAAUUUGGUGCAUCACUAUUCAUGAUUCAUGUAUUUUUACUAUGUAUCUCAAACAAACAUCUUGAGAAAUUAAGGCAAAAGACAGAUGGCAAGAUAUUCUAUUCAU
This is a messenger RNA of Triticum aestivum (bread wheat), 4074 nucleotides long. RefSeq names its product G-type lectin S-receptor-like serine/threonine-protein kinase SD2-5. The transcript has 5 exons. The record is from RefSeq and is a predicted model, not a curated record. Bases 1498 to 3882 code for a protein of 794 amino acids. Gene Ontology annotation, molecular function: ATP binding; protein serine/threonine kinase activity. NCBI's taxonomy places the organism in Eukaryota, Viridiplantae, Streptophyta, Magnoliopsida, Poales, Poaceae. Gene Ontology annotation, biological process: protein phosphorylation.